AUGCAAAUUUUUGUCAAAACAUUAACAGGUAAAACUAUUACAUUAGAAGUUGAAUCAUCAGAUACAAUUGAUAAUGUUAAAUCUAAAAUUCAAGAUAAAGAAGGUAUCCCACCAGAUCAACAAAGAUUGAUUUUUGCUGGUAAACAAUUAGAAGACGGUAGAACUUUAUCAGAUUACAAUAUCCAAAAAGAAUCAACCUUGCACUUAGUCUUAAGAUUAAGAGGUGGUAUGCAAAUUUUUGUCAAAACUUUAACUGGUAAAACUAUAACUUUAGAAGUUGAAUCAUCAGAUACAAUUGAUAAUGUUAAAUCCAAAAUUCAAGAUAAAGAAGGUAUCCCACCAGAUCAACAAAGAUUGAUUUUUGCUGGUAAACAAUUAGAAGACGGUAGAACUUUAUCAGAUUACAAUAUCCAAAAAGAAUCAACCUUGCACUUAGUCUUGAGAUUAAGAGGUGGUAUGCAAAUUUUUGUCAAAACUUUAACUGGUAAAACUAUAACUUUAGAAGUUGAAUCAUCAGAUACAAUUGAUAAUGUUAAAUCCAAAAUUCAAGAUAAAGAAGGUAUCCCACCAGAUCAACAAAGAUUGAUUUUUGCUGGUAAACAAUUAGAAGACGGUAGAACUUUAUCAGAUUACAAUAUCCAAAAAGAAUCAACCUUGCACUUAGUCUUAAGAUUAAGAGGUGGUAUGCAAAUUUUUGUCAAAACUUUAACUGGUAAAACUAUAACUUUAGAAGUUGAAUCAUCAGAUACAAUUGAUAAUGUUAAAUCCAAAAUUCAAGAUAAAGAAGGUAUCCCACCGGAUCAACAAAGAUUGAUAUUUGCUGGUAAACAAUUGGAAGACGGUAGAACUUUAUCAGAUUACAAUAUCCAAAAAGAAUCAACCUUGCACUUAGUCUUAAGAUUAAGAGGUGGUCAAUAA
Molecule: messenger RNA, 918 nt
Organism: Insectozyma verbasci
Lineage: Eukaryota; Fungi; Ascomycota; Pichiomycetes; Serinales; Debaryomycetaceae
Source: the annotation of a GenBank genome assembly